Messenger RNA from Bipolaris victoriae FI3, 1119 nucleotides. RefSeq lists its product as hypothetical. The transcript has 2 exons. The record is from RefSeq and is a predicted model, not a curated record. Lineage: Eukaryota; Fungi; Ascomycota; Dothideomycetes; Pleosporales; Pleosporaceae. Bases 1 to 1119 code for a protein of 372 amino acids.
AUGGUCAACUUUCGCACCCUCACUUCCUCCGCAUACAUGGCGCAAUGCGGCAUACUAGGUGCCAACGCAUACGACGGCAGUUCCCAGCUUUUGGACAUCGUCCCAAAGCGCGAGGUUCUUUACGUUGGUGGGCGUUACACGAACAUCACGGUAAGGCAAAUCUACGUGGAGAAGCUUUCGCCACACCCAGCGCCAAGAAACCAACCACUACCUAUCAUCUUCAUCGCAGGUGCAGCUCAAACGGGUACCAAUUUCCUUAAGACACCUGAUGGUAGGCCAGGGUGGGCUUCAUAUUUUAUCGACAAAGGCCAUACAGUUUACCUCUCAGAUCAACCAGCACGUGGCCGCUCUUUCUGGUUUCCAGGACAAGGAAACGUCGGGACACUCGGGCCACCCAAUGCCGUGUCUGACCUCUUCACAGACGCCGCAAACAAUAACAAUCAAUGGCCGCAGGCGAAGCUUCACACUCAAUGGCCUGGGACUGGUCGCAUGGGAGAUCAGACGUUCGACGCUUUCUACAGAAGCCAGAUGCAGUUCCAGAUUGACCCCUUCAUAGGCGAGGAACAAAAUGCACAAGCAUACUCGGCUCUGGUGGAUAUCGUAGGACCUUGCUAUAUCAUCAGCCACUCACAGGCUGGCGCAUACGGCUGGAGGGUCGGAGACAUGCGCUCAGACCUCGUCAAGGGCCUUGUCCAGCUCGAGCCGUCUGGCCCUCCGUUCACGUUCCGUCCACCUAUUGGAACUGGCCCAGCGCUCGCUUUCGGCCUCACUGAUCUAGAAAUUCAAUACAACCCAUCUGCAGGCAAAGAUGCGAAAGACAUUAAGACAGUUAUCGAGCCAGCAAUCGACGCCAAUCAUUACGAAUGCAUUAUGCAGAGUGCCCCAGCUAAGCAAUUGACUAACUUAGCUAAGAUUCCUGAGCUUAUCGUCACUGGCGAAGCUUCAUUCCAUGCGCCAACCGACUACUGUACUGUCAAGUAUCUUAGGCAAGUUGGUGUAGAUGUAGAAUUCGCGGAUCUCGGCAAAGAAGGCAUUCAUGGUAACGGGCACAUGUUAUUUAUGGAGAAGAACAACCUCGAGAUCGCAGACCGGGUAUACAAGUGGCUGAAGAAGCACUGA